UUUAGUUUGUUUUGCAUUUUAAGUUCUAGAGUUUGCUUCCUUCCAAGUUGUAAUAUCCGAAAUUUGAACAAGGAAAAUGAAAAUCUUUGAGGUUCCAUGCUUAGAAGACAACUACUCUUAUCUGAUCAUGGAUGAAAGCACAAAAGAGGCAGCAGCAGUGGAUCCGGUGGAGGCGGAGAAGGUGGUUGAAGCUGCCAAUCAGCUGGGAGCUGUCCUCAAGUUGGUCCUUACCACUCAUCACCACUGGGAUCACGCUGGUGGCAAUGAUAAGAUUAAGCAGCUGGUUCCUGGGAUUAAGGUGUAUGGCGGUUCUCUUGAUAAUGUUAGGGGCUGCACUCAUCAACUCCAAAACGGUGAUACCUUAUCUCUUGGCUCCUAUCUCAACAUUUUGGCUCUUCACACCCCUUGCCACACCAAGGGUCACAUAAGUUACUAUGUCACUGGCAAAGAUGGAGAGGACCCAGCUGUUUUUACUGGAGAUACACUCUUCAUUGCUGGCUGUGGGAAGUUUUUUGAGGGCACAGCAGAACAGAUGUAUCAAUCACUCUGUGUAACCCUCGGUUCACUGCCAAAGCCAACUCGUGUUUACUGUGGCCACGAGUACACAGUGAAGAACCUGCAAUUUGCAAUGACAGUUGAACCAAAAAAUGAAAGGAUACAGCAAAAGUUAACAUGGGCUAAUAGUCAGCGACAAGCAGGUCUGACCACCAUUCCCUCAACCAUUGAGGAAGAAAUGGAGACAAAUCCAUUUAUGCGAGUUGAUCUACCAGAACUUCAGUUUCAAGAAAUGUUCACCCUUCUUCAUUUGGUUUUUGGACCAUUCUUCUGGGGAGCAUUGGUUGCCAGUCUCCUGUUGAAGCACUGAGGGAGAUAAGGCGGAUGAAGGACAAUUGGCGGGGCUAAUUGUGGAGUUGCCUCAGUACUAAUAAAUACGGACGAAGAAUUUCCUUUUCUUGUAAAGAAAAGAAUAAAAAAUGUUUGUGUGGUGUUGGAAGUUAUAAGUAUGUACGUUGGAGUAAGCAUGUGAAAAUUGCAUAAUCAAUCACCUUGGAAUCAAUGAUGGUUGGUGGCAUGAACUUGUGCAUGUAUCAUAAUCAUUUCCCAGAUUGGAUGUUCUUUUAGAAGUAGUGUGUACUGUGUAAAGCAACUAUAUAUUUUCAUGUGGAGUGGCUGCAGGGUUUGAAGAGAAGCUUGCGUUUAGAAAAGGGCAAUUGUUAGUGGAGUUUGGGAAUUGGGAGGGCGAAGAAGAUUGCAAGAGUUGUUUUAAUAGUGACAAACCCUCCUAUCUCAUUGCUGUUUAAACUCACUAAAUGGGAGUGGUUUCCAGUUUUGGAUUCAUCGGGCAAGA
This is a messenger RNA of Durio zibethinus, 1348 nucleotides long. NCBI's taxonomy places the organism in Eukaryota, Viridiplantae, Streptophyta, Magnoliopsida, Malvales, Malvaceae. The record is from RefSeq and is a predicted model, not a curated record.